UAUGUUAGUCGUUUGUCAUAGGGUAGAUAAAAUGCUAAAAAACUCGCUUGUGUUGGUUUAUUGUCGUCGACGGAUGCAUUGUAACCGACAGAAGAUACCUUUCUUCCGACUUCCGACAGCGUGGUGGACUGUGAAACCAGCAGCUUUCGGCCUACUCGUCACGUGACCAACAUGCGGCGGAGCGUUUGAUAAAAGAUGGCGUGAGCUGAGCGCGUUGGUGUGAAGAGGACAACAAACCGUGACAGCACCUCUCAGAGCGAGCUGCUCAAACCACCCCUGUCUGUGAUGGAUCCUGGGCAGGAUUUGCUUCUCGCAGCUCUCAGUGAGAGUGGCAUUUGUCCAAAUGAUAUAGGGGUGUUUGAUGUUGACUCCCAAGAUGUUGGACAGCCGUCUAACGCUCAACAAUCUAUCUCUAUCAAUGCCCUGGAUGUUUGUUUGGGAACACAGCCUUUGGAGGUCUGUCAACCCGAGAACCCAUCACCAGUCCCAGUUGUUUCAAUCAGGAAACCUCAGCCAUCAACAACCACAUUUGUCUUAAAUCAGCUAAAUCAGCUGCCAUCUCUAGGAGCGGUUGUGACAAAACACUCCGUUUCAAAUCCUAUCAAACACACUAUAACUGUGACCAAGGUGGUUCAUGUGGCCAAUUCAGCACUACGAGGUUCAUCUACAUCAUCUGCAAGUGUUUCACCACUGACCACAGUGCCUUCUAAUAGAGAGCAGAUUCAGUUAAAAGACCUCCUUAGAGCAGGGAAUGUGAAAAGCACACACUUGAAAGGGAACAGUUUAAUGGAGCUUAUGAAACUCAAACCUCCACCUGACAUUGCUCCACCUGUGGCAACUGCAACCUCUGCUGGAAAUGAAGUGAACAAUGGAAUCAAGAAAGAAUUAAUGAAUAAAGACACUCCCAGAAUCUGGGUUAAUGAUGAGUCCAGAGUACCAUCUUUUCAACUAAGACCUCCUGGUUUGAAAGAAGAUGAUGAACCAGAGGAGGAAGAUGAAGAAGAGCUGGGUCAUGCAGAGACUUAUGCUGAAUACAUGCCAAUGAAAUUAAAAGUCGGUCUGAGACAUCCAGAUCCUGUGGUAGAAACUAGUUCUCUGUCAAGUGUCAGCCCUCCAGAUGUGUGGUACAGGCUUUCAAUCCCAGAAGAAGUCAUUGAUAGAGGAUGUCUGUCAGCUUUACAACUGGAAGCAAUCACAUAUGCAGCACAGCAACAUGAAACAUUUCUUCCCAAUGGCGAACGAGCUGCUUAUUUGAUUGGGGAUGGAGCAGGUGUAGGUAAAGGUCGGACCAUAGCAGGAAUCAUCUAUGAAAAUUACCUUUUAGGCCGGAAGCGCUCUCUUUGGUUUAGUGUUUCAAAUGACUUAAAAUAUGAUGCUGAAAGAGAUUUAAAAGAUAUUGGUGCUAAGAAUAUUCAGGUCCAUUCGCUAAACAAGUUUAAAUAUGGGAAAAUCUCCUCUAAACACAAUGGAAGUGUUAAGAAAGGUGUAAUCUUUGCAACUUACUCGUCCUUGAUUGGAGAAAGUCAAUCAGGAGGAAAGUACAAGACACGAUUUGACCAGCUUCUUCACUGGUGUGGGGAAGAUUUUGAUGGAGUCAUUGUUUAUGAUGAAUGUCACAAAGCCAAAAAUGUGUGUCCAAUUGGAUCAUCUAAACCCACUAAAACUGGACUGGCUGUGCUUGAGCUGCAAAACAAACUUCCGAAAGCUCGAGUUGUUUAUGCUAGUGCAACAGGUGCUUCAGAACCAAGGAACAUGGCUUAUAUGAAUCGUCUAGGCAUCUGGGGACAUAAAACACCUUUUAAAGAAUUUGGUAACUUCAUCCAAGCUGUGGAACGCAGAGGUGUGGGUGCAAUGGAGAUUGUGGCAAUGGAUAUGAAACUCAGGGGGAUGUACAUUGCACGGCAGCUCAGCUUCACAGGUGUAACAUUUAAAAUAGAGGAGGUUCCACUGAGUCCAAAAUACAUUAAAAUGUAUAACAAGUCUGUCAAACUGUGGGUAAGUGCACGUGAAAAGUUUCAACAAGCAGCUAAUCUGAUGGAUGCAGAGCAACGGAUGAAAAAGUCUAUGUGGGGCCAGUUUUGGUCUGCCCAUCAGAGGUUCUUCAAAUAUUUGUGCAUUGCCUCUAAAGUUCGUAGAGUGGUGCAACUUGCUAGAGAAGAGGUUCAGAAUGGAAAGUGUGUGGUGAUUGGCCUUCAGUCUACUGGAGAAGCAAGAACUCUCGAGGCAUUGGAAGAAGGAGGAGGAGAGCUUAAUGAUUUUGUUUCAACUGCAAAAGGUGUACUUCAGUCUCUCAUUGAAAAGCAUUUUCCAGCACCUGAUAGACAGAAACUUUACAGUCUGCUUGGAAUAGACAUCCCUGGAAAUAAAAUGUCAACAUCGGGCAACAGUGUCACUGUGUCUGAACAAAAAGGCAAGAAAAGAAAAGCUACAGAACCAAAGAAGCCAAAAAAGAAACCUCGUAAACACGGAGGCCUUUCGGGCACUAGCUCAGACGAGAGCCAGUCUGAAGCUUCUGACAAAGAGUCUGAGAAAGAGGCAGACAGUGAUGACAGCUUUAAGUCUGUUAGCUCUGCUGACGACGAUGAUUUUAACCCUUUCAGAGAAGAGUCUGAUGAUGAUGACGAGGAUGAUCCAUGGUUAAUCAGAAAAGAACCCAAAAAAGGGAAGGAGAAGAAGAGGAAAAAGAGGAGGAAAAGUGUUGAUCCAGACUCUAUUCAGAGUGCCUUGUUGGCCUCUGGGCUGGGGUCUACUAGACCUGCUUUCACCUCUGUGAAUACACCCAGUAUUCCUGCACCAGCAAAGCCAGAAAGCCAUGACCACUGCCUGACCAGUCAAGAUUCUGUGGAACUGGCCCAAAAAAUGAAGAAGGAUCUGCUGGAACAGUUGGAGGAGCUAUCAGAAGACUUGCCUCCCAACACUUUGGAUGAGUUAAUUGAUGAACUUGGGGGCCCUGAGAAUGUUGCUGAGAUGACUGGCCGCAAAGGCCGUGUGGUAAGCAACGACGAUGGAAGCAUCACCUAUGAAUCUCGCUCAGAGUUGGACGUUCCUGUAGAAAUCCUCAAUCUGACAGAAAAGCAAAGAUUUAUGGAUGGAGAUAAGAAUAUAGCCAUCAUCUCUGAAGCUGCCAGCUCAGGUAUAUCUCUGCAAGCUGACCGCCGUGUACAAAACCAGCGCCGGAGAGUGCACAUGACACUGGAGCUGCCAUGGAGUGCAGAUCGAGCUAUACAGCAGUUUGGGCGGACUCAUAGAUCAAACCAAGUAACAGCUCCUGAAUACGUUUUCCUUAUAUCAGAACUCGCUGGAGAGCAGAGAUUUGCAUCUAUCGUUGCCAAAAGACUGGAAAGCUUGGGUGCACUUACUCAUGGAGAUAGAAGAGCAACAGAAACCAGAGACCUCAGCAGAUUUAAUUUUGAUAACAAGUAUGGCAGAAAUGCACUGGAGAUUGUGAUGAAGUCAAUUGUGAAGCUUGAUGCUCCAUUGGUGUCUCCCCCUGCAGAGUUUAAAGGGGAUUUCUUUAAAGAAAUUCAGAGUGGUUUAAUUGGCGUGGGUCUAAUAAGUCUAGAGGACAAGUCUGGAGGUUUAUCUCUUGACAAAGACUACAACAACAUUGGGAAGUUCCUGAAUCGGAUUUUAGGCAUGGAAGUUCAGCAGCAAAAUGCAUUGUUCCAAUAUUUCUCAGAUACUCUGGCAGCUGUUAUUCAGGAAGCCAAGAAGAAUGGGAGAUAUGACAUGGGUAUUCUUGACCUUGGCUCCGGUGAUGAGAAAGUUAAGAAGGUUGAAUCCAAGAAGUUCUUAACACCAGGCUACACAACAUCAGGACAUGUUGAACUGUUCACUGUCAGCGUUGAAAGGGGCAUGUCAUGGGAAGAUGCUACCCAUGCAUGGGCAGAACAAAGCGGACCAGAUGAUGGUUUUUAUGUCCAGACAAGAAACAACAAAAAAACUGCAAUAUUGGUCAAAGAAGUAAAUCCUAAAAAGCGUUUGUUUCUGGUCUAUAGACCAAACACUGGAAGACAACUAAAAUUGGAAUCUUAUGUCGAAAUUAAGAAAAAGUUCAAAAAGGUUUUGUCGGAAGAAGCCAAACAGCAUUGGUCAGAUCAAUACAGGUCGUCAGCACAAAUCUGUUCUCAUGCUUAUUGGCGGGGGAACUGUAAGAAGGCAUCAAUGGGUCUCCAGUGUGAGGUGGGUCUCCGGUGUAGGACAUACUACGUACUGUGUGGAUCUGUUCUCAGUGUUUGGAAUGAACUAGAGGAAGUGCUCACCCCAGUCAGUGGAACCAACGUAAAAGUGCAGAUUGUUCGUCUCAGAACAGUAGAUGGCCAGAGAAUAGUUGGACUGUUAAUUCCAGCAAACUGUGUCUCUCCACUCAUCAAUAAGCUCUCUACAUCAGAUCAGAGCCAGCAGAUUGCUGUGCAGGAACAGCAGAAACGACAACAGCUCCACCCUCAAAGUUUUAGUCAUGUACUUAACCUCUAGUAUGGGUUAGUUAAGGUUACUGGGUAGUCUUAAGUUUGCCCCAUUCAGGUGGGACUUUAAGUCUUUUUUUGUCUGCAGGCUUUGGGGCCACUCUUCCUUGAAUAGAACUUCUAGCAGCUGUUUGUGCAACAGUUGAUGGUACAAAAGUGUCCCCCGCCCCAUUUUAAAAAGUUUAUUUCCACUCAGUUUUUCAUGGGUGAUGUAUUAUCCUCUGAUAUUCAGAGUGUAACAUGUGAGUCAUUGUAACAUAAUAACUAAACAAUUUAAACUCAGAAGGCAUGUCUGCUUGUGGCAGUUUAGUUAUCUGCUUUUCAUGGUUGCUUUAUGAAUGUUUUAUUUAAACAUAGUAUAUUGACACAAGGCAGAGUUCAACACAAACAUGUCAAAUUCAGUGUUUUGUGUAUUCCCAUUGAGAAAUGUUUUGCUUUAUAACUGGUCCACUAGUAGUAUAGUUUCACUUCUGACCACUCAGCUUUUUAGACAGUUAUUUUUAGUCAUUUAACGUUUAAUGUAAAAUAGCAAAUGGGUUUGAUGAAAUAAGUUGUACUAACUAGAGAUAAGCCUCAGGCUUUUGGAAAUUGUAUAAUUUGCUUUCAGUACAUUAAAUGCAUCUGUAAAUACAAAUGACACCCUUGAAUAAGAAAUUUAUUGCAAAAGCCAGUCAAAUGUAGCUUUUAAACAUAAACUAAGGGAAUUUGUCUGAUUGAACUGCUAAUUAGAGUAUUUCACAAAAUGUCUUUAGUUUCAUUGACGUCUGGAAAAGAAACUUGCAAAGAGUUUUAUGAUUUAUUUUUCCCCCACACAGAACUACUCAACAUAUCCAUAAAUGUGACAUUAUUAACAAAUUCCAUUAGUUUGAUUAGAAUAAAUUUUCAUCAUAGACAGGUUCUGUAGCAUACCUUAGUUUAUCAGUAUUCAAACUAUGUGUAUGGCAUUUCUAACCACAUUUUAACACAAGCACAAUUAAUGUGCUAGAGCUGCUUUCAGUAUCCCAAAUGGCAUGACAGACGGGCAACUCUCAUAGAUCAAUGACCACUAUGUAGAAGCUUUUUGAGCUUCCUUUUUGUCAUCACGCAGAUUCUCCUGUUCAUUUGUUCCAAAACCGUAUUUGUUGACCUGCACUGAGUGCAACAAUGAAUAAAGCUUGGUAUUCUCAUUAA
Molecule: messenger RNA, 5636 nt
Organism: Boleophthalmus pectinirostris (great blue-spotted mudskipper)
Lineage: Eukaryota; Metazoa; Chordata; Actinopteri; Gobiiformes; Gobiidae
Gene: sbno1
Product: strawberry notch homolog 1 (Drosophila)
Exons: 33
Coding region: 286-4476 (1396 amino acids)
Biological process (GO): regulation of DNA-templated transcription
Cellular component (GO): nucleus
Molecular function (GO): chromatin DNA binding; histone binding
Source: RefSeq, a predicted model, not a curated record